Drosophila willistoni is the source of this 2291-nucleotide messenger RNA. RefSeq names its product putative leucine-rich repeat-containing protein DDB_G0290503 (gene c(3)G). The record is from RefSeq and is a predicted model, not a curated record. The coding region runs from base 124 to 1767 and encodes 547 amino acids. Lineage: Eukaryota; Metazoa; Arthropoda; Insecta; Diptera; Drosophilidae. The transcript has 9 exons.
UAUGUUAUUGACCAUCUCUAAAUUCUGGGCUUUCGCAGUGAUCGAACGUUUACCGCCAAUCUGCAAAAAAAGCAAAAAUUAAAUUCUCAACAACUUGCUGUUUAGAAAUUACUUGAGGGAAUAAUGUCGCACGAACAAAACGUUAUUGAAACUAUGAUCCAAUCGUACAUAGAAUCGUACAAGCAAUCCGCGCAGGACAUCAAAGAGAGUCAACUAGCAAUUAUCAAGAAAGCGCAGCAGACGAGCAAGGCCUACAUUGAGAAGAAUGAGCAGUGCAUUCACCUAACGGACGAAUUAAAAUGUAGCCAAGAAGAGGUAAAGGAACUGACUCUGACUCUCGAGGAAAUGCAGAAAAAAGAAGAAACUAUGCGGCAGAAGUGGCAAGACCUAUUUUCCAAAUUUGCCGGCAUUGAGAAGAAAUACGAUACGGAAAUACACAAUGCUAAAAUCACCAUUGAAAAGCUGAAUUCUCAGCUAAAUGAGCGAACUAAAUCUGAUGCAGAACAUGAAAUUGAACUGGCUGAGUUGCGCUCCAUCCAACAGACGCUUUCUGAUCAGCUAGAUAGCAACAACGAAGCCUACAAUAAUCAAAUUCAGAGUCUUGAAACGAUCAAUUCCAGUUUGCAGGACGAGAACAACAAAUUGACUGCCAAUUUGAAGAUUUUACGUGAAGAAAUAGCUGAACAAAUAGCUUGCUAUAAGGAACUCACGUUGUCAAUGCAAAAGUCUAGUAUGGCUACGAAUGUCCAAAAAGUUAACUUUGAGAAUGCUGUCAAGCAUCACGAGUUGGAGCUGAAAAAGGCUCAAGACAUUAGAGCGACACUUGAAGGUAAUCUAGUGCAUAAGGAACAGGAUUGUCAGAAGCUGUUGCAGCAAAACCAACAAUUAUCUGAAGAAAUACAAGGGAUGCGCCAAAAAUUUGAGUUGGAGUUGAACGAAAAGAAAGAAGAAAUGGAAAAGCUAUAUUGCCACAACCAGAAUGUAACAAAGACAUAUAUGUGUGAGGAGGAACUCUACAAAGAGAAAAUUGUGUCUCUACAGGGGGAAAUAAAAAAACUCCGCGAAGUGAACAUCAAUCAUGAAGAUGAAAUAACUUCACUUAUAAUUGGGAUUGAAAAGGUAUCUCAAACCAACGAAGACAGCAUCGAACAGGAAAAGGCCAAAAUUCAGAAAGCAUUCGAAGAGAAAGAGAAGUUGAUGCAGGAAAAACUAGUAGAUUUAGAAAAAGAACUCAAUCGCAAGGAUAAUGAGCUUUUGGACUUGGAACGAAAGAAAAAUUCUACCAUUGCAGAGCUUAAGUAUAAAAUGAAUAAAAUUGGCACUGUCUUCAGCCAAUCAGUGGGCUCUGCCACCGUCUUUCAUGAGACUAACGAAUCGGAUUCGAAGACCUAUAAGAAUCAGAUGCAGCCAGUGUCUGACACUGUAGGCAUUGUGACAUUGCCUUUAAAUAAAUCAGAGAACACCAUUAAGACCCGAUCUAAGUCCCCUGAUACGUCAGAUGGUGUGGUUUUUCCUCUAUCGACUCCAAUCAAAAGAUCCCGUUCAAUGCGCUCAUCUCGUGCCCGUAAGCCAAUGUAUAAUGACUCUGACUUUAAUGAUGAAACAAGUGAGGAUGAAUAUGUACCGAUUAUCGACUUGGUGGAAUCCCCAAAAACACGAUCGAAGAAAAGUCGUCCAAGCGCUAAGAAAAUGAAUCGUUUGGAUGCCGCAUCGCCCUCUGAAUCAUUGUCGUGGGAUAUUUUCGAUAAGCUUAAGUCUGCUCCAUAAAAUUUUUUAACAGCUUCAGUUUCAUUCAUGUUUAUCGCAUAAAUAUUGACUUGAGACACGAAUCUUCCAUUGAUUUACUCAGAUUAGUGCUCUGUAAUAUACUUUUCUUUAGUCAAGUAUUUCGAGUAUCACCAGAUGAAACAAUAUGCUGGAAUAUAUGUACUUUUCCGUCUUUAUAGCUAAACUUAAGUUGAAGUUAAAUAUUAUCCUAAUAUUCAUUGGAACACAAUGUUAUUCUAAAAUGUACUCGAUUUGUACAAUCCUCUAAUUUUAAAGUAAUGAACUGAAAUAUGUGCGAUAUUUUGUUUUGAAAGAGUUAAGAUUAAGCUCAACCAAAUAUUUAGGUUUAACUAAACUUAAGAAGUUAAAUAUUAUCAUUACUCUCGCCUUAUCCUUGAUAUGAAAUUAAUACUGGUUCACGGUAGUUUGUGCCACAUUAUGUUUCGAAAGCAAGAAAAAAUAAUCUUUAUCUAUGUUAAACUAAACUUUAAAAAGUUAAAUAUUAUCAUAUCUUUCGCCUUAUC